Molecule: messenger RNA, 3135 nt
Organism: Truncatella angustata
Lineage: Eukaryota; Fungi; Ascomycota; Sordariomycetes; Amphisphaeriales; Sporocadaceae
Product: Hsp70 protein-domain-containing protein
Exons: 2
Coding region: 1-3135 (1044 amino acids)
Biological process (GO): negative regulation of hypoxia-induced intrinsic apoptotic signaling pathway; cellular response to hypoxia; endoplasmic reticulum unfolded protein response
Cellular component (GO): endoplasmic reticulum chaperone complex
Molecular function (GO): ATP-dependent protein folding chaperone; ATP binding
Source: RefSeq, a predicted model, not a curated record
AUGCCUGGGCCGCUUUUUAUUCAAGAGAAGACACCUACCUCAUAUUCAGGUCGGACAGGCGAGCAUCGCCAACCAACACAUAUCACCAUGGUGCGGUUCUUCUCUCCGCGAUGGGUAGUGGCCUGCGUGGUCCUUCUCUUCUCCACCAAUGCCUUCGCCGUUUCAGCCGUGCUUGGAGUCGAUCUCGGCACCGAAUACAUAAAAGCUGCACUCGUGAAGCCCGGCAUCCCUCUCGAAAUCGUCCUCACGAAAGACUCGAGAAGAAAAGAAACAUCCGCCGUCACAUUCAAGCCCGAUGCCAGCGGUCCCAAGGCCGGCUCGUAUCCCGAACGUCUCUAUGGCUCCGAUGCUAUGGCAAUUUCUGGAAGGUUCCCCAGUGAUACCUAUGCCAACCUGAAGACACUCUUGGGGCUUCCCGCGGACGACGCGGCAGUAAAAGAAUACCUUACGAGACACCCAGCUCUCCAAUUGGAGGCUACCAAGCUACGUAACACUGCUGCUUUCAAGAGCAAGGCAUUUACCGACGAUGUAGACGCUUGGCUGGUUGAAGAAUUGUUGGCUAUGCAACUCCAGAGCGUCCAGCGCAAUGCAGAGGCAAUGGCUGGUUCAGAUGUGCGCUCCAUUGUCGUCACUGUACCUCCCUUCUAUACGAUCGAAGAGAAGCGCGCUGUCCAGACAGCUGCCGAGUUGGUCGGCUUAAACGUUUUGUCUUUGAUUAGCGAUGGGUUAGCGGUAGGGCUAAACUAUGCAACGUCUCGCCAAUUUCCUGUUGUCACUGAAGGAGGCAAGCCCGAAUACCACAUGGUCUUUGAUAUGGGAGCCGGAUCUUCUAGUGCGACUGUCUUGAAGUUCCAAGGCCGCGCGGUCAAGGAUGUCGGCAAGUUCAACAAGACUAUUCAGGAGGUUCAGGUUCUCGGUUCCGGCUGGGACAGAACCCUUGGUGGUGACUCCCUCAACUAUCUCAUUGUGGAUGACAUGAUCUCCAAGUUUGUCCAGACACCCGCUGCACAGAAGGCUUCGGUGGCAACUGAAAGCGUCCAAGGACAUGGACGAGCCAUGGCCAAGCUUCUCAAAGAUGCCGAAAAAGUACGACAUGUCCUCAGUGCCAACCAAGAGACAGCCACUAGUUUUGAAGGCCUCUACGAUGAUGUCAACUUCAAGUACAAGCUCACAAGGGCUGACUUUGAGGCUCUGGCUGAAGACCAUGCCACCAGAGUCGGUGUUGCAGUUCAAAAGGCCCUGGACGUUGCCGAGCUGGAUAUCACUCAGCUGGAUUCCAUUAUUCUUCAUGGUGGUGCCUCCAGAACUCCAUUCGUCCAGAAGGCUCUGGAGAAGAUUGCAGGCAGCGACAAACUUCGAAGUAACGUCAACUCCGACGAGGCUGCUGUAUUUGGCGCUGGUUUCAGGGCCGCGGAGAUCAGCCCGAGCUUUAGGGUCAAGGAGAUCAGAAUCUCGGACGGUUCCAGCUAUCCUGCCGGCUUCAAGUACACAGACGUCAACGGCAAAACUAGGCAGCAACGUCUCUGGACUGAGAGAUCCUUGUUAGGCGCAGCUGCAAAGGAAGUUACAUUGAACAACCUCGAAGAUUUCACGGCCCAGUUCUAUCAGCAGGUUCCGUCAGCUGACGGUGUCGUCGAUAGAGAGACAAAAGUUUUGACGACCAAGAACCUUACCGCUUCAGUUGCUCAGCUCAAGGUCAACCACAAUUGCGCUGAUUCAGACAUCCACUUCAAGCUCAAUCUGCGUCUUGGUGGCGAGGAUGGCGAAGUCAAUGUCGUCAAGGCUACCGUGGAGUGCGAGGCUGACGAGGCUGAUAAGGAGGGCUCGGUCAUGGAUGGCGUCAAGAACCUUUUUGGCUUCGGCAAGAAGGAUCAGCAGCCUCUUGGGGAAAGCAGCGAUAGCACCGAAAGCACCGAAAGCACCGAAUCUGCUUCUACUACGGCGUUCACUGACACGGCUACCACGUCUUCAGUGGAGACAAGCACAACAGCCUCUGGAGACUCAUCAACGGCAUCGUCGGCUGAGGCAGCUGAAAGCAGCGUUUCAGCCACGAAAAAGCAACUUGUCGUUAUCCCAGUGCAGUUCACCCUCGAGAAAUCUGGAGUACCCCAAAUCCCGAAGGGGGAACUCACCAAGUCCAAAGACCGCAUUAAGGCUUUCGAAAACUCUGACAAGGGUCGGCGAGCCAGAGAGGAAGCCCUCAAUCAACUCGAAGGUUUUACAUAUAAGAUUCGCGAGCUCUUGGACGCAGAAUCGUUCAUCGCUGCAUCCACCGAAGAUGAGCGUGCUUCCUUAGAGCAAAAGGCUAGCGCUGUCAGUGAUUGGCUCUACGAGGAUGGCUCAGACGCACCCCGAGAUGAGCUCAAGGCUCGUCUCAAGGAACUCAAGGACAUCGUCACACCAAUCGAGAAACGAAUCAAGGAGAACUCUGAAAGACCUGAACUGGUCAAGUCGCUGAGAGGUGCGCUGGACCAGACAGCCAGCUUCGUCGAUUCUAUCAAGCAAAAGAUUGCGGAGGCUGAAGCUUUCAGCGCAACAGCCAGCUCCAGCACAGCUACAGAGGCAAGUGGCACCAUCACGGCUACCCCAUCAGCAUCUUCUGCCGACUUUGAUGGUCUCGAGGACGAUGACUUCACCUCUUCCACCACAACAGCUACUGCACUUGAGGACCGCGGCCCUGUCCCGCCUUUGUACACGCUUAACGACCUGAAGGAGAUCACAGAGAUGUCGGAGUCCACUUUGAAGUGGCUGGAGGAGAAGCUUGCUGAACAAGCGAAGCUGGCUGAGAACAUCGAUCCAGUCAUUCUGGUCAAGGAUAUUAUGGAGAAAACUAAGAAGCUGGAGAAGGCUGGCAUGGAUCUAGCCAUGAAAGCCGUCAACAACUUCGAUUCGAAGGGCAAGAAGAAGAGCAGCUCGAAGAAGAGCACCAAGACCAAGAAGAAGGCGAUCACCAAGACUGAUAGCUCUGCCCCAAAGCAUACCGUCGAUCUUAAGGAUAAUGAGUACAUCAAGUUUGGCGGUGACGGUCAGCAGCCCUCAGCAGAAGAGAUUGAGGAGAUGAUCAAGAAGCUUACGAAGGAGCACGAAGGAAAGCAGGCCAGCAAAGAUGAGGUGCCGACUCGCGACGAGUUGUGA